CUACUCCGAGAGGGGAGAUAAGUGGCGCACAGCAAAAUGUUUUUACCAUUGAAAUACCUUCAAUAAGUUAUUUAAUCCGACGUGGUAUAUUAUCCACCUGGCUAGGGAAUAUUAUCCACAUGGCGAGGUAUAUUUAUUAUCCACUGGGCCGCGAAUCGGCGGAUGCAUGAAAGUGAAUAAGACGCCAACUUUAAGCGCCGUUCGCCUGCGUUGUCUCCACGCUCCAGUGCGAACGUGCAUGGCCAUGGAUCUCGAUCAAAUAUCCAUGGGGGUGGGAGCACAGAGGACGAUUGUAAUGAAUGAUGAGAGCACUCAUCACGAUCCAAGACGGGAAGAUGAUGACAGCUGUUCAAUUUGCAUGGACGGCUUCACAAAGAUGGUCACCCUGGACAAAUGCAAACACUCUUUCUGCAAGGCGUGCAUAGAGCAAGCAAUGAAAAUCAAACCAGUGUGUCCAGUAUGUAUCACAUUUUAUGGAAAAAUUGAAGGCAACCAGCCUAAGAACGGAACCAUGUCCUCAUCAGUAGACUCGAAGAGCCAUCUGCCCGGCCAUGAAGAAUAUGGCACUAUCAUUAUAAAAUAUAACUUUCCUCAUGGUGUGCAGAAGGCCGAGCAUUCAAACCCUGGAGUCAAAUUUUACGGGGCAAGAAGGACGGCGUACUUGCCCGACUCGCCAGAGGGACGGCACGUGCUUUCCCUCCUGGAGAAAGCUUUUACUCAGCGGCUCAUCUUCACUGUAGGGACGUCCACAACCACGGGAUUACAGAACUGCGUGACCUGGAACGAUAUUCACCAUAAAACCAGUAAACAUGGUGGACCUGAAAGUUAUGGAUAUCCUGACCCUGAUUACCUGCACCGAGUCAAAGAAGAGCUGAAGGCCAAUGGCAUCUACUGAAAAUGGGAUAUGCAAUAAUUUUGUGAUUACAGUAUUUUUGUUUGAUUUAUUUUAUUGCUUAACAUUUUAACAAGUGCCUCUUUUAAACAUAAAUGUGUUGCAGAACUAACCUCUAGUGACAGCCCUAAGUUCUGAAAUAAUCAAAAAUUUCAGUGGGGCCAUUCUUUGCAGAUGACAAGUAUUUCCUACAAAAAUAAUACUUAUUUUAUUGACCCGAAAGGGAUAAAUGGCUAAGGCGACCUCCGAAUGAAUUUGAACUUGUGCAACCUUAAGAUUUUAGUCAAUCUGUAGCGCCACCCAGCUGAAAUAUUAAGGUUAUCAAAAGGACAGCUUCUCAACACUGGUCAGUGCUUGGUGGGGAAGAGUAGGUCAAAACUAGUCAUAAUACCAUGACCGGGAACCAACUCUGGUUACCAUUUUAUUUCUUAAUAUAUGUUAAUUGUUGUACGCACUGCCAACCGUAUGAUAAUCGGUUGCCAUUGCAGUUUGUGCAGACAACAAUAAAAGUAACCUUUGGUGGAACUUCAAGGUAUGUAAUAGCUAAAAAUAAAAUGUGCAUACUAUAUUAACCAUUGUGUCCCCACUCUCCAGUAUUAAAAGUAGCAGACUGUCGACGGGAAAAAUAUGUAACAAUUAAACAACUAGACCAUUAAGAUUUUGUAUGGAAUCUUCAAUACUGUACAACAUACAGUAAUUGAGAUUUAGAACACGCAGCCAUGAUAGCAAUAGCGCUUAGAAUCAUUGGUAUGUCGUCCUACCAGAAACACUGUUUUGUGUUGCACAAUAUUCGCACAAUAUAUUUUCUGGCUUCUCUUUGAAACUGCAAACUGGCGCAAACCAUACAUUGCUAGUUUUAUUUUGCCUAUACAUUGUUGUUUCCCCGUAUCAAUGGAGCCACGUAAUGGGCAGCAGAUGAGAGUUUGGCAAAGUCCAUUAUUGUAUUAUACCUCAAUGCUCCCACCAACUUGCACUGAUUAAGGUAAAGUAUGGUCAAAUAACUCCAUUGAGACACACAACAUGAGGGCGGUCCUUAUCAAGCAGUGGAUGAAAAUUGUACUUAUUUGUAGUAGCAGUGGUGUGAGCAUUAUCCUGUGUUGUCACUCAUGCAUGAACAUGUAUCGCCUGACGGAACAAAUACAAAAUCGAAAAUAAGCUGCUUCCUCUUUUUCCACACGGUACUUUUCGACAUCGACUGACACUCCAAUACAAACCAACUUCACCACUAGAAACGCAGCUACAGAUGUAUCAGGCCUCUGUUUCUUAUUCUUAUUUCAGACAAAAAAAUAGACAGUACAUGAUGGUGACUGAUCAUAACUUUCCUCCAUAAAAUAUUACCAACUAGGCUUUUAGUGGAGCCAGAAAAAAAUAACAGUUCAUGCAUAAUGACUAAAGUAUAUAUGUGCACAAAAAAUGUCUGCUUACUACCACUCUAUUAUUUUAGCAGGUAAGUCCCACUGAGUUACGUAGCUCUUUUUAAAAAGCGACAUGGCCACAAAUGAUAGCUCAACAAAGUGGCGUAUGUGGACACUUUUCGCAGCCAAAUACUCAAAAAUACAUAUCCUAGCACUGAUGUUAAAAUAUCAAGUGAUUUCACAAAAAAACUGGAGAAAGGCAUGGAGAAGCCACGUCAACCAUGAGAAGAGAGCAACGGCGUGCGAUGGAGGAAGCUUGAGCCAUGGAUCUCUCGGCAAAGAACUUAAGAGGAACAAUGUGGACCCAAUAAGCAGCUAUACCAUUGCAAGUCAGCGUUUUUUUGGGUUUUAAACCGAUAAACUAAGGCCUCCCUAUGCCAUAUCCGUCAUUGGGAUAUUUAGUUUUUACCAUACUUCACGCUGGACAGUGCAGAUUAGCGAA
Messenger RNA from Lethenteron reissneri (Far Eastern brook lamprey), 2749 nucleotides. Its product is annotated as probable E3 ubiquitin-protein ligase DTX3. Lineage: Eukaryota; Metazoa; Chordata; Hyperoartia; Petromyzontiformes; Petromyzontidae. The record is from RefSeq and is a predicted model, not a curated record. Gene Ontology annotation, biological process: Notch signaling pathway; protein ubiquitination.